CCUCUGUGUCCUUCAGCUGGCAGCACACUGACCGGCAGCCGGCGCCUCCCGGGGCGCAUGCGCCGCUCGGAGCCUCCCCGCUCUGCGUCCGCGGGGUCAGAGGGCACGGGGAAGGUCGGGGAAGGGUCCGCGUGGGUGGCCAGGCGGAGUGUCCCCGUCCAGCCCUCGGUGCCCCUGCACGGUCACGCGUGACAAGGCCGAGAGCGGGUGGCGUCCCUAGGCAAGGUCACCGGGCCUUCGUGGCCGGCGGGUGGUGAUGGCGAUGACUGAGGGCUGCAGGCCUGUCCACUUGGCGUGUGUGGCUAUGAGCGCCCCCCCGCAGCCCGGCGUGUCCUUCCCGGUGGAUGUUGGGGACAGUCCAUAGCUGAUGCGCUGCCUGUCGUCUGCCGUGCUGUUGCGGGCCCUGGUCCGGGCCGCCCGCACAGGACCUCAGGCGGGCAGGAGCCUCCACGGCAGUGCAGUGGCCGCCACCUACAAGUACGUGAACAUGCAGGAGCCGGAGAUGGACAUGAAGUCGGUGACCGACCGGGCAGCACGUACCCUCAUGUGGACCGAGCUCAUUCGAGGGCUUGGCAUGACCCUUAGCUACCUGUUCCGUGAGCCUGCCACCAUCAAUUACCCAUUUGAGAAGGGCCCGCUGAGCCCGCGCUUCCGCGGGGAGCACGCCUUACGACGCUACCCAUCCGGGGAGGAGCGCUGCAUCGCUUGCAAGCUGUGCGAGGCCGUGUGCCCGGCGCAGGCCAUCACCAUCGAGGCAGAGCCCAGGGCUGAUGGCAGCCGUCGGACGACACGCUACGACAUCGACAUGACCAAGUGCAUCUACUGUGGCUUUUGCCAGGAGGCCUGCCCUGUGGACGCCAUUGUGGAGGGCCCCAACUUUGAGUUCUCCACGGAGACGCACGAAGAGCUGCUUUACAACAAGGAGAAGCUGCUCAACAACGGGGACAAGUGGGAGGCAGAGAUCGCGGCCAACAUCCAGGCCGACUACCUGUACCGGUGACCCCUCCGGCCGCCCUGGCCGCCCAAUAAAAGGCUCUGACCC
Molecule: messenger RNA, 1042 nt
Organism: Ochotona princeps (American pika)
Lineage: Eukaryota; Metazoa; Chordata; Mammalia; Lagomorpha; Ochotonidae
Gene: NDUFS8
Product: NADH:ubiquinone oxidoreductase core subunit S8
Exons: 7
Coding region: 368-1000 (210 amino acids)
Biological process (GO): mitochondrial respiratory chain complex I assembly; mitochondrial electron transport, NADH to ubiquinone
Cellular component (GO): membrane
Molecular function (GO): NADH dehydrogenase activity; 4 iron, 4 sulfur cluster binding
Source: RefSeq, a predicted model, not a curated record